AUGUGUUGGUCCAAGGAAACCGCUGCCUGCAGGUUCAAUCACGCGUUCUACUACGUGGUGCCUCCCGGUGACGUGCCCAAGUACACGCGCCCUCCGAACGUCGAUGAGAGAUCGUGGGCGUUGGCGGUCCAGCAGAAUCCCGACCCGCAAAGGAUGGUGCCCGUGUUCGCAAAGGGGUUCGAAGACCUCAAGAAGCGCGUGGACGAACAGGAUGCGGCAAUCAAAGGCACGCGACCUAUCUUCACCCCUCUCACCAACGCCAUCUACCACAAGCACCAGGUGGGCACCAUCGUCAAAAUGGAGGCCUACAAGCGUCGGAACAUGGAACUGGCUAGCCGGGUGAUGAAAAAGGUGGAGACGCUGCGCGCGCUGGGGAUUCCGAGUGUGCCCGAAGAGGAGGUGUUCAGGGACAGGUUGCAAACCCUGCGAAGAGAGCUCAACCAACCCGACUCGUCCAAGUCCAGGCUCAACGAAAUCACCUCCCUCGUGCGCAUGCAAGACGAAAUGCAAGAUCUCAACUACGACACCAUCGACGAAGAGAACAUGGACAAGAUCUUCCAGCCAACCUCAGUCUCAGUGUCGCUGAUCGGCGCCACAAUUGGCGGCACGUGCUUCACGCAGGUCCUGCAGCAGCAGCAGGAGGGACUGGUCCGGCUGACCGAGAUCGUGAUGAGAGACUUGCAGGACACGAACCUCAUGCUGAACAGCGCCAUGGGCCUGUGA
Molecule: messenger RNA, 723 nt
Organism: Acanthamoeba castellanii str. Neff
Lineage: Eukaryota; Discosea; Longamoebia; Acanthamoebidae
Product: nucleoporin 54, putative
Exons: 7
Coding region: 1-723 (240 amino acids)
Biological process (GO): protein localization to nuclear inner membrane; nuclear pore organization; NLS-bearing protein import into nucleus
Cellular component (GO): nuclear pore central transport channel; nuclear pore
Molecular function (GO): structural constituent of nuclear pore
Source: RefSeq, a predicted model, not a curated record